Messenger RNA from Racocetra persica, 421 nucleotides. The record is from the annotation of a GenBank genome assembly. Lineage: Eukaryota; Fungi; Glomeromycota; Glomeromycetes; Diversisporales; Gigasporaceae.
GAGGAAUUGGUUUUCUGUCAAAGAUUCCGAAGUCAGACGGGAGUCAAAAGCGAACAAAUUGCUGACAAUGACAUUCUUCCUUACCUCAGCACCGGGUUGACCGCAGAAAGAGUUGCCAAUGCUUACUCUUUUUUUAAUCCUCAACAAAGAAUUUUGGUUAAGGAAAUUAUCAACAAACAAGCCAUUUUUGCCGGUCGAACCUAUGAUUUAAAAACCGACAACGGCUUAAAAAAAGCCCAAGCGGCUAAACUUUUUCUACACGAUUUUCACAGCCAAAAAGGCACUAAAUUUGAAAUCGAUGACAAGAGAAUUUUAGAUUAUCAGGAAGAUGAAAAGUUCCUGACCAAAUUCGGAUUAAUAAUGGCAAAAGAGAAAUUAAUGUCGGAACGGGUUGAUGAGACUACGAUUGAGAGAAAGAAAC